GGUGGAAUCAAGUUAGAAACCCUCUAUCCUAGAAAAACAAAGGUGCAACAAAACUUACACAAAAGCAAGGGAGAUAUAUCAAUCAAUUGUGGUCUGCAUAUGCCCACAAAGUGCUGAGAGGAAGUCGAAUCUGACAAAAUAAUGUACGAGGUUUGACAAAAUGAAGAGAAGAGACAAGCGCAUCAUGGAAAUUCAGCUAAUACGUGUGGGGGCAGUGAUAGCAAGUCACGUGUUCAAGUGAUUUCUCAUACAGUGACCUCUGAGCCUUUAUACACACUUAUACGCACCUCAUGAUGCUUCAAAGUGUGAAAGAGCCUGAGAAGAUGGCCGACAUAGAUGCCAUGUUCAGUGACCUGCUGGGAGAGAUAGAUCAUCUCUCUCAGAGUCUAAUCUCUGCAGCUGACACACCAGAAGAGGUUCCUGUUUUACAGAGUGAAAGCACCUUCUCCAUCGGCUUCACAGACCUGAAUGAGAGUCUUAAUGAACUGGAGGACCAUGACCUGGAUGCUCUGGUGGCUGACCUGGGAUCAAAAUCGACCACAUUGGAAAUGAGACCUCAGACGCUCACAGAUAAUAAGAUUGCAACACCCGCCAUGACUCAGCGAUCUGAUUCAGCGGCUGCCUCCCCACCACCAUCAAAAACUGCUGAAUCCUCUGGAGUGCUGCAGACGGGGGAACCUAAGACAAAGGCAGAGAAGAUAAAAUUGGCUUUGGAGAAGCUGAAAGAAGCCAACGUGAGGAAGUUGAUAGUAAAGGUGCUGAUGAGUGACGGCAGCUUCAAGACUCUGAUGGUGGAUGGGAGACAGACAGUCAGAGAGCUUUUGGACAUGCUGUUUGAGAAGACGCACUGUGAUUGCAGCAUCGACUGGAGCCUGUGUGAAACAAACCCUGAGCUGCAGAUCGAAAGAGGCUUUGAGGACCAUGAAUGUUUAGUGGAGCCGCUGUCUGCGUGGACUCGCCACAGUGAGAAUAAAAUCUGUUUUGUGUUGAGACCUCAGAAGUAUGUGAUGUUCACAGACCCUCAGUUAUUUUACAUGUGGAAAAAGCAGAGGGCAUGUUUGAGUAAUAUUACCGAACAAGCCAAAGAACUCUUACUCAAGGAGCAUUUUGGGGGUUCUACUCUGAUUGUCCCUGAUCUUGAGGGCGUGCUGCACCUAAAGGAAGAUGGAAAGAAGGUUUGGAAACCUCGCUACUUUGUGCUCAGGGCCUCGGGCAUCUACUUUGUACCCAAAGGAAAAUCAAAGAGUUGUAGUGAUCUUGCCUGCUUUGUCCAUUUCGAAAAAGUCAACAUCUACACCACCAACAACUACAAACAGAGAUACAAAGCUCCCACCAACUUCUGCUUCAUACUAAAGCACCCUUGUAUCCAGAAAGAGUCGCACUACAUCAAGUUCCUGUGCUGUGACAAUGAACACACACUGUUGCUUUGGGUCAACUCUAUCAGAAUAGCAAAGUAUGGGACUGUCCUGUAUCAGAGCUACCAGACUGCGCUGAGAAGAGCCUCCACUCUGCAAAGUGUCUACCCCGCUGCCUUCAAAGACAAAAAUGGUCAAGUCCCUCAGAUCAGCCCACAACCUGCUGGUCCAUCUCCACCCAAGACCACAAGUGUUGAAGACUAUCCACAUGAGCUACCACCUGACUUCAUCCCUCCUCCUCCUCCUGAACACGCACAAGUUUGAGACGGAUACCUGUUCCCUCCUCGUUACAAGCUUACGAUGCACAAAGGCGUAUUUUAAAAGCAGUUAUUUAUUCUCAAAUGUAUCGUAUUUAUUCGCGUUCUGUUUCAGACAAACAUAAAUCAUCUCCAACAGUUUUAUAACACACAAACCACACCUUUAUGUUCAUCGUUUCAAUGAGCUGUUUAUUACAAAAAGACUGUACAUAAAUUUCAAUGAACACAUCCUAUGUACAAACUGAGAGAGGACAAAUAUUGAAUUCUGUUCCCAUGAACAUUUAAGUUACGGAUAUUUUUUUUUUCUUCUUUUCUUCCACGUUUCAUCAUAAGAAAACACACAUCAAAGAAAGGCGACUUGACCUGUGAUGCCCUGAAAUGCUAGACGUAAAGUGGUAAACAUUACAAAGUUCUGCACGUCAGUGGUUGUCUCAUGAUUUCUCUAUGAAAAAGUAUAAAUAAAUCCUUUACAUACAAACUGCUAGCAAACCUUCCUCAGCAGCUUCAGACACAGAUGUAAAAACAAGUUGAAUGCAAAGCUAGAAAUACAUUAGGUAGAAAAAGUUGUUUUCUCACAAAAAAUACAAUCAAGAAUGGGAUGUAGUGGCAAUGAUGUUUCUAUACUUCCAUGCACAGUGGCUGAAUGAAUACUGAUCAUUUGACUGAG
Molecule: messenger RNA, 2339 nt
Organism: Thunnus maccoyii (southern bluefin tuna)
Lineage: Eukaryota; Metazoa; Chordata; Actinopteri; Scombriformes; Scombridae
Product: amyloid beta A4 precursor protein-binding family B member 1-interacting protein-like
Exons: 14
Coding region: 291-1679 (462 amino acids)
Biological process (GO): signal transduction
Cellular component (GO): cytosol; plasma membrane
Source: RefSeq, a predicted model, not a curated record